Molecule: messenger RNA, 951 nt
Organism: Knipowitschia caucasica
Lineage: Eukaryota; Metazoa; Chordata; Actinopteri; Gobiiformes; Gobiidae
Source: the annotation of a GenBank genome assembly
AUGGCCCCUGAGGUCCCAGAGCUGCUGCCGUCCUUCAACAGUUCACUCACAAACGAUCCUCAGGCUCUUCCUCUUCCUCUUCCUCUUCCUCUUUCAGCUCCUGCGUCCUCUGCUGACACUGGCUUUGGGUCAGUUGGAUAUGAGAUGUUGGCGACGGCUGCAGUUUGUGUCUUUGCUCUCAUUUCACAGAGCGGCGCCAUCCUCGGCGGCCGUGAGGCUGCGCCGCACUCUCGGCCGUACAUGGCGUCCAUCCAGAAGGUGGUCGGCGGGGGGCGGAGUCACGAGUGCGGGGGCUUCCUGGUGCGAGAGCAGUGGGUCAUGACCGCGGUGCACUGCUUCCCACAGGGAGCCAGCAACAAGAAGGUGGUGUUGGGGAUGCACUCUGUGAGCGAGGCCGAGGACACACAACAGGUCUUUGACAUCAUGGAGCUACACACAAACCCCAACUACAGAACGCACAACUUUGACAACGACAUCGCACUCAUCAAGUUGGACCGUCCUGCCAACAUCACCAGUGCGGUCCAGGUGGUCCGGUUCCUUCGUGCUGGGGGCACUAACCCCAGCACAGACCAGGCGGCCGACACUGCAGGGUGGGGGGCUUCUGAUAACCUGGGCUCUCGCCCCGACAAACUGAAGGAGCUGACGGUGGAGGUGGUCAACCCCAUGCUCUGCGCUCGCAGCGACUACUUUGGGUCUAGAUACACCAACAACAUGCUCUGUGCACAUCACGUGUACAACCAACCAGGCAGCAAGUGGCCCAAGAAGGAGGACACCUGCGACGGCGACUCUGGCGGCCCCCUGCUGGUUGACGGUGUGGUGGUGGGGAUCGUGUCCAACGGAGGCAUCAAAUGUGGUCAGCUCCGGAAACCCGGCAUCUACACCGUGGUGUCGCACUACACCGAGUGGCUGGACGGCAUCAUGGGUUCACAGCCCACUGCUGCACCGCAGUAG